Messenger RNA from Quercus lobata, 872 nucleotides. RefSeq names its product mitogen-activated protein kinase homolog D5-like. Gene Ontology annotation, molecular function: protein kinase activity; ATP binding. Gene Ontology annotation, biological process: protein phosphorylation. The coding region runs from base 110 to 547 and encodes 145 amino acids. The record is from RefSeq and is a predicted model, not a curated record. The transcript is spliced from 3 exons. Lineage: Eukaryota; Viridiplantae; Streptophyta; Magnoliopsida; Fagales; Fagaceae.
CUUUUUGCUACUUUACAACAAAUUUACAACGAGUGGAAAGAAAGAAGAGCUUUUGAUAGAGAGAGAAGAAAAACGACAAUCAUUAUCAUAAUCAAUCAGAUCAGAAAAAAUGGACGGCGGAGGAGCAGUGGACGGUGGCGGUGGUGUGCCAAGUCAUCCUGGCGGAGGAGACGCCGUGAUGACGGAGGCUCAGCCGGAGUCUCAGAACUCGAUGAUGCCGAUGUCGGCGAUGGCGACGACGACGGAGAACAUAUCGGCGACGUUGAGUCACGGGGGGAGGUUUAUUCAGUACAGUAUCUUCGGUAACAUCUUCGAAGUCACCGCCAAGUAUAAGCCUCCCAUUCUGCCGAUCGGCAACGGCGCUCACGGCAUCGUUUGCUCGGCCUUGAAUUCGGAGACGAAUGAGCACGUGGCGUUGAAGAAGAUUGCGAAUGCGUUCGAUAACAAGAUCGAUGCGAAGAGGACUCUACGUGAGAUCAAGCUGCUUCGUCAUAUGGAUCAUGAAAAUCAUUAUAGUACAAUAUGUAUCCAGCACUUUCUGCACUAACUCUUGCCAUCUUCCAAGAAAUUGCUCCUUUGCCAGACUCCUCUUGGAUACGAAUUCGUUGGUAAUUUUUUUAUCUAAAUAUUUUAGAUCAACUUCUUAUUUGUUAUGGCAACUUGUUUAAAUUAUUUGAUCUAAAUAGUUGCAAGUUGUAUUAUGUUGUGAUAUAUCAUCUAUUAGUUGAGAUGUCUUUUUGUGCAUGGUUGCUAGUUUUGUAUUGGUGUAGUUGGGAUGAUCAUGUAUCGUUGGAUACAUGUGUCUAUAUACUAUAUGGUAAGUUUUGUAUUGACUCUAUUAGUAUGUAUAGUCUAAGAGCAUUCACAUCAGC